AUGUCUACUCAUUAUUCCAUUUAUUUAGACCCAGGUGCACGACCACGACGCUACGCCACAACGGUCCACGCCGACGUCUCCGGCGGACCUUCGCUCGCCCUCCGCUCCCCUCUACCAACGUUGCCGCGACCCCGCCUCCGGAGCAUAUCCUCGGGUAGCGCUCUGGCUUCCCGCGCCGGCGGACGUCCUGGUGGCGGAGGCGGCGGCCUCCGUGGCAUGUUGAUGAGGGCCGCCGCCGCCCUCCCUCGCCGAUCGCCCCGGCCCCCGGAGCCGGGGUCCUCCUCCUCCCGGGCUCCUGCCCCCGGAGCCGCCUUCGACCCCUUCGACGUCGAUACCGACCCGCCACGGCGGCAUGAGCUCUCGCCCGAGCAGAUCGGGCUCUGCAGGGACGCGCUCGCGCACUUCGAGGACAAGGGGAAGCGCUGGGAUGACUUGUCCAAUGAGUUCAGAAGCCUCUCGGAUAUUAGACAUAUGAAAACGAUCAGUGUAGCUCAUUAUCCUGUUAAUAGAGAAAAGAACCGAUAUAUUGAUGUCUUACCAUUUGACGAUACCAGAGUACAGCUAAAAUCCUCAGCACGACCUCUAAACAACGAUUACAUCAACGCAAGCUUUAUAAAGGCUACUGAGGACAACAGAGUUGCAACAUUUAUUUCUACACAAGGUCCACUAGUGAGGACAUUUGGAGAUUUUUGGGAAAUGAUCUAUGAAUAUCAGUGCCCUGCAAUUGUCAUGCUCACUCAAUUCGACAGUAUUAAGUGUGAUGAAUAUCUUCCACGGGGAAGUGGACGACGAACAUAUGGGAAUUAUGAUAUCAAGGUUACGAAGACAAGAACAGAUAGCCACCAUUUACAGUUGCGUGAUGUCAAGGUGCAAAAUAAUGAGUCAGGCAAGGUUCAUUCUGUACUCCAUUUAGCAUAUCUUGAUUGGCCCGACCAUGGAGUGCCAACUAAUACCGAUGCUGUACGGCAAAUCUGGAAACGACUGCAUCACAUUCCAACGGAACAUCCUAUAGUUAUCCAUUGCAGUGCAGGUAUCGGAAGAACUGGUGCUUACAUCACAAUCCAUAAUACAAUUGAGCGAAUUCUCCUUGGAGAUAAAAGCUCUUACGGUCUUGUCGAAACUGUAAAGAAUUUUAGAUCCCAACGACCUGGAAUGGUCCAAACAGAGGAACAAUACAAGUUCUGCUACCGGGCAAUUGCUGACGAGCUGAAAGACCUGCUAAAUUCAGAUCAUUGA
Molecule: messenger RNA, 1236 nt
Organism: Miscanthus lutarioriparius
Lineage: Eukaryota; Viridiplantae; Streptophyta; Magnoliopsida; Poales; Poaceae
Source: the annotation of a GenBank genome assembly